UAGGAGGGAUGCAAAUGAGCGAUAAAAGCCGAACCGAUUCUCAUCUUCUAGUCACUAACACCGGCAGAGGAAGGAGCAGGUGGACACAAUGCACGUGGACCGAGUGACUCUGACUGUUGCUAUUCUCUCCUUUCCUUUACUCACAUUAUGUGACCCACUAUAUAUUCUGUCAGCCCCUAAUUUGAUGAGGGUGGGUUCCCUAGAGAACGUAUUUGUGGAGGCUCAGGACUACUCUGGAGGAGACCUGAACGUGAGGAUCUCAGUAAAGGACCACCCACGCAAAAACAUAGAGAUAGUGUCCAAAUCUGUAAUACUGGAAAAUAAAAAACAUUUCCAGAUCCUUACAGAUAUUAAGAUUCCUAGUGAUAAAAACUAUUUCACUGAUGAUCCUCUGGAGAAGCAGUACGUGUAUCUACAGGCUCACUUUCCAAAAAACGUUCUGGAGAAAGUGGUCAUGGUCUCUUUCCAGUCUGGAUAUAUAUUCUUACAAACAGACAAGCCCCUCUACACACCUGCUAGCACAGUUAAUUACAGGAUCUUCUCCUUAACUCCUGAUCAACAUCCACUCGAUAGAAGUUCUGUCUCAGUUGAAGUUAUGAAUCCGCAGGGCAUCACACUCAAGAGAGAUACAUCCUUACCUACUGGAGGGAUCAUGACUGGAGCAUUUGCUAUACCUGAAAUUACCAGCUCUGGGGUUUGGAAGUUGAUUGCGAUGUACACAAACACCCCGCAGAAGAACUUCACUAUUGAUUUUGAAAUCAUGGAAUAUGUGCUGCCGAGCUUUGAAGUGAGAUUAAAGCCAAACCGCCCAUUCUUCUAUGUGAAUGAGGACUCUCUGAAAGUUGAAAUAAGUGCUAAGUACUUGUUUGGUAAUAAGGUGAAAGGAGCUGCGUUUGUGGUGUUUGGUGUGAUUGAAAAUGAGAGAAAAACAAGCAUUGCUGCCUCUCUGCAAAGGACUCCGAUAUUUAAUGGAGAAGGGAAGGCUGAGCUGACAAGCCAAAUGAUCAAAGGAACCUUCCCAGACAUCAACCAGCUGGUCGGGAAAUCUAUUUACAUUUCAGCCAGUGUUUUAACAGAAACUGGCAGUGAAAUGGUAGAAGCUCACAUGAGAGGUAUUCAGAUUGUGACAUCACCGUACACCAUCCACUUCAAAAGAACGCCACAAUACUUCAAACCUGGAAUGUCCUUUGACGUCUCGGUUUAUGUGACAAAUCCUGACCAAACACCUGCUAAAAAUGUGGAAGUGGAGGUCAACCCUGGAGGGGUCAACGGUCGAACCAAAGCCAAUGGCAUUGCAAAGGCUACCAUCAAUUCUCAGGGAGGAUCUUCUACACUGGAGAUCACUGUAAAGACUAAGGAUCCUCAAUUAAAAGCUGAACAGCAGGCAGUGAAGAAGAUGACAGCUCAAGCCUACAAGCCCAAAGGUGGCUCCAACAACUACCUUCAUAUUGGCAUUGAUGCUGCAGAGCUUGAGAUUGGUGAUCAAAUCAAAGUCAACCUGAACCUUGGAAAAAGCCCUGGAGUCCAAAACCAGGAUUUCACCUACAUGAUCUUAAGUAAAGGGCAGAUUGUGAAAGCUGGCAGGUUUAAAAGGGAAGGACAGGCUUUAGUGACUCUAUCUCUACCUGUAACCAAAGACAUGGUGCCCUCCUUCCGUUUUGUGGCAUUUUACCAUGUGGGCUCUGAGGUGGUGUCUGACUCAGUCUGGGUUGAUGUGAAGGACACAUGCAUGGGAAAGCUCAAAGUAGAGGUGAAGGACCCAACACAAUAUGGCCCAGGAGAUGAGUUCAGCUUGAGAAUAACUGGAGACCCAGAGGCUAAAGUUGGGCUGGUGGCUGUGGAUAAGGCUGUGUAUGUCCUUAAUGACAAGAACAGACUCACUCAGACAAAGAUCUGGGACAUCAUAGAGAAACAUGACACUGGCUGUACAGCAGGUAGUGGAAAGGACAGUAUGGGGGUUUUCUAUGAUGCAGGUCUGAUGUUUGAGUCCAACAGUGCAGGAGGCACCAACACCAGAACAGUACAUGAGUGCGCUGAACCAUCUAAGAGAAAACGGAGAGCUGUGAGCCUUCUACAGGUCACUAAUACUCUGGCUGGUAAAUAUACUGGUGAGCUGAAGAUGUGUUGUGUGGAUGGAAUGCAGGACAAUAAAUUCGGCUUCAGUUGUGAACGACGAGCCGGAUUCGUCUUAGAUGUAGAUGAAUGUGUCCAGGCCUUUCUGUACUGCUGCAAGGAGAUAUCAAAGCACAGGAAAUUCUCGGCAGAGGAAGAACUCAUGCUUGCACGCAGUGAGGAAGAUGAAUUUGAUGAAUCAGAUGAUAUCUUGGUUCGUACACAGUUCCCUGAAAGCUGGCUUUGGGAGGAGAUCAAACUACCCGCCUGUCCUGAUAACAAGCUGUGUGAUGAAACCUCUAUCUUGAGAGAAGGACUCUACCUGAAAGACUCCAUCACCACCUGGGAGAUCACAGCCAUUAGCUUGUCUAAGAAUCUUGGAAUAUGUGUGGCAAAUCCUUAUGAGAUCACAGUAAAGAAGGAUUUUUUUAUUGAUCUAAGAAUGCCUUAUUCAGCUGUGAGGAAUGAACAAGUGGAAAUAAAAGCUAUUCUUCACAACUACAGCAACCAAAACCAAAAGGUGCGUGUACAAUUCAAGACAUCAGAGGGUAUUUGCAGCAGUGCCACAAAAAGAAACAAAGACAAGAAAACUGUUAAUGUUGGCGCCAUGUCGUCCGCAACUGUCCCACUUGUGAUCAUACCCAUGGAGCUGAAAGAGCAAUGGAUUGAAGCUAUUGCACUUAGCUCUACUCGGAAUGACGCGAUAAGAAAGAAUCUGAAGGUGGUGCCUGAAGGUGUGCUUACUGAAGUUGAGCAGGCAAUUGUGGCGAUUAACCCCUCCGAGCACCCAGAUGGCUUGCAGAGGGUGUCUAUGAGAAGUGACAUCCCAGCUCGAAAGGUUCCAAACACACCUGCUUCCACAUACAUCUCAGUGAGAGGUGAGGAGAUAACUCGCACAGUUGAGCAGGCCAUCAAAGGAGAUUUCAUGGGUGAGCUUAUCGUCCAGCCUCAUGGAUGUGGAGAGCAGACUAUGAUCUAUAUGACACUACCUCUCAUUGCCACUCAUUACCUGGACAGCACCAAUCAGUGGGACGCUGUUGGCAUGAACCGCCGUGAUGAAGCCAUUAAACACAUCAACACUGGUUAUAAGCAGGAGCUGCACUUCCGUAAAUCUGAUGGGUCUUACGGUGCCUGGGUGCACACACCCAGCAGCACAUGGCUCACUGCGUAUGUGGCUAAAAUAUUUGCGAUGGCCAGAGAUCUCAUUGUCAUAGAGGAAAAUGUGAUCUGCAGCGCCCUUGGUUGGAUAGUAAAGAACAAACAGCAGGCGGAUGGCAGCUUUAAGGAGGAUGCCCCUGUGUAUCACAGCGAGAUGGUGGGUGAUGUUCGGGGCAAAGAUGCAGAUGCCUCUCUGACUGCAUUUAUCCUGAUUGCCAUGCAAGAGGGGAAGAUGAUUUGUGCCCAAUCUGUCAAUAAUUUGCAGAGCAGUAUAGACAAAGCUGUUAGUUACCUGAUGCUCAGAGUUCACAGUCUGAAAAAUCCUUAUGCUGUUGCAAUGACAUCUUACGCUUUGGCCAAUGCUGGCAAACUCUAUAAAGACAUCUUGAUGAGUCAUUCCACCCAAAGUAAAGAUGGAUUGUUAUGGCAAGUUCCUGGACAGCACCACCACUCUCUUGAGGCCACAAGCUAUGCAUUGCUGGCCCUGGUGAAGACAAAGGAUUUCGAGAAUGCAGGGCUGGCAGUGCGCUGGCUGGGAAAACAACAAACUCGCUAUGGAGGUUACGGUACCACACAGGCAACAAUCAUGGUAUUCCAGGCUGUGGCUGAAUACCGCAUCCUGGUAAAGAACGCAGACAUUAAUUUGAACCUGGAUCUCUCGGUGCAGGAGAGAAAAGAUAAAACCAAAUGGACCUUCACAAAUUCCAUCAGACAUAUUUCACGUUCAGACAAGUUUGACAUAACUAAGAGCUUCAAUAUCACUGCUCAAGGGACAGGGAUGGCCACUCUCUCAGUAUUUUCUCUGUAUUAUGCUCUGCCCGAUGAGAAAGACAAUGCAUGUAAUAUGUUUGAUCUCAGUGUGCAGAUGGAAAAACACCAUGCAGUUUCUUAUGAUGGAGCCACUGAAACUUACCAGCUCACCAUUGAAUACAUUUUCAAGAAUCCAACAAGAACUUCUACCAUGUCGAUUUUGGAUGUUGGCCUUCUGACAGGGUUUAAGGUGGACGAACGAGAUCUUUUAAAGUUAUCUACUGGAAAAGAUAAGUACAUUCAGAGCUUUGAGCUGGACAAGGAGCUUUCAGAACGAGGAUCUCUGAUCAUUUAUGUAGAUAAGGUGUCUCAUACAGAGAAGGACGGAAUUGUCUUCAGAAUACAUAAGAUGAAUAAUGUGGGCAUGCUUCAGCCAGCUGCAGUCACUGUGUACGAGUACAACGCUCCAGAUAAGCGUUGUAUGAAGUUCUACCAUCCUGACAAGAAAGAUGGAGCGCUGCAUAGACUCUGCAGUGACGAGUUGUGCCAGUGUGCAGAAGAGAGCUGCAGUAUGCAAAAUACUGGAAAAAUUGAUGAGAAAAAACGUGAUGAGAAGGCCUGUGCACAUGAAGUGGAAUACGUUUAUAAAGCCAGGGUGAUGGAUAUGGAAUUUUCACUACACGGAGACAUCUAUAACAUGACGAUUGAACAAGUACUGAAGGAAGGUUCUGAUCCAGUUGUGGAAGGUAACAUUAGGUCUUUCUUGGCACAUCCUAAUUGUCGGAGGUAUCUGAAAUUUGAAAAAGGCAAGUCCUUCCUGAUCAUGGGCCAGACCACAACACUUCCAAGGAUUGGAGGAAGAUUGAGGUAUCACUUUGGUGAGGACACCUGGAUUGAAUACUGGCCAACACAAAAGGAGUGCCAGAUGGCACAGUACAGAGAUCCGUGCAUCGGCAUUACCACUCUCGCCAAAAUACUCACCCAAUUUGGAUGCACCACCUAAACAUUUUCAAGAGCAGAAAUUAAUUUAGUAAUCAUUAAUGGCCUUAACUGCCUUAAAGUCACAACUUUGAUUUAAUUCUAAUGCAUUUGUAAUUUUAAAGCUUUAGGAGCAUUUACAGAUAGUUGUUUUAAAGCUUCAUGCAAUAUGUUUAAUCUGACUGCAUAAAAUAUAAUCAAAUUCAUUUGUCAAAUAAAAUUUGCAA
Xyrauchen texanus (razorback sucker) is the source of this 5225-nucleotide messenger RNA. Its product is annotated as complement C3-like. The record is from RefSeq and is a predicted model, not a curated record. The coding region runs from base 89 to 5023 and encodes 1644 amino acids. NCBI's taxonomy places the organism in Eukaryota, Metazoa, Chordata, Actinopteri, Cypriniformes, Catostomidae. Gene Ontology annotation, molecular function: endopeptidase inhibitor activity; protein binding. Gene Ontology annotation, cellular component: extracellular region. The transcript is spliced from 41 exons.